Molecule: messenger RNA, 339 nt
Organism: Colletotrichum lupini
Lineage: Eukaryota; Fungi; Ascomycota; Sordariomycetes; Glomerellales; Glomerellaceae
Exons: 1
Source: RefSeq, a predicted model, not a curated record
UGCAUACGACCAACGACGUCUCUAUUCCCGCAAACGGACUCCCACUUGCUGCUACGCUUUCUACACUCAGCGCCCGCAAAAGCCACCACGCAAUCUCGCAUAUCUACGGCAGUGCCCCAACCAAGUCACCUCUUGACGACCUCUCCGGCGUUUCUCGAUCAACCUGCACUUCUGCCUCGAACCCCGCCAAAACUUCCGCGACUUGCUUGCAGCUCGUUUAGCUUCAUCUGGUCUGAUUGUAAACCUGACAACCAGCUCGACCCUAGAAACCAACUCUUAAUUCAUCCGAAUCACGACCGGACGGGCCACGGGCCAAGCAGACGUGGGCAGCGUUUUUGA